Messenger RNA from Grammomys surdaster, 1301 nucleotides. Its product is annotated as lysozyme C-2. Gene Ontology annotation, molecular function: lysozyme activity. The record is from RefSeq and is a predicted model, not a curated record. The transcript is spliced from 4 exons. Gene Ontology annotation, biological process: defense response to Gram-positive bacterium; defense response to Gram-negative bacterium. Lineage: Eukaryota; Metazoa; Chordata; Mammalia; Rodentia; Muridae. Bases 9 to 500 code for a protein of 163 amino acids.
UAGCAGGCAUGCUUUCUCUAGUCAGCCAGCAGCUCAUCCAGCUACCUGUCACCAUGAAGGCUCUCCUGACUCUGGGGCUCCUCCUGCUUUCUGUCUCUGUGGAGGCCAAGGUCUACGAACGCUGCGAUUUCGCCAGAAUUCUGAAAAGCAAUGGAAUGGCUGGCUACUAUGGAGUCAGCCUGGCAGACUGGGUGUGCUUAGCUCAGCACGAGAGCAAUUAUAACACACGAGCUACAAACUACAACCCUGGAGACAGAAGCACUGACUAUGGGAUAUUUCAGAUCAAUAGCCGAUACUGGUGUAAUGAUGGCAAAACCCCAAGAGCGGUCAAUGCCUGUGGGAUACCCUGCAGUGCUCUGCUGCAGGAUGACAUCAGUCAAGCCAUACAAUGUGCGAAGAGGGUUGUGCGGGAUCCCCAAGGCAUUCGAGCAUGGGUGGCAUGGCAAAGACACUGUCAAAACCGAGAUCUUUCCCAGUAUAUUCGGGACUGUGGAGUCUGACUGCUGUGUGCUUCUACUGCAGCUCAUUCUGUCUCUUUCUCACUAUAGGAGUAGGUGUGGCAAACGUCACACUUCCUUGCUUUCCCCAAACUAACAGGACUUCAGCAGAAACAGGACAGAAUGGAGAUUUCUUCCUAAGAGGCUUGAUGCUGAUACUGUGUUUGCUGUGUUGAGCAAAGCCUCACCUGUCAGUCAACUAAUGUCCUGGACACUGCAGACAGUCAUCCAGCACAGUGAUGGCCACACACAUCUGUGUACAUGAGUUCUUCACCCAGGAAGUAAUUCACAUUGAGUUCCAUUGAAAUUCAUCCUAACCAGUCCUGUGCUGCUUAAAUAUACAACAGCUUUUUACAGGGUCCAGUUGAUCUAUGGGAAUGUCUGUUAUGUGAGCUCCGGGGCUUUGUGAGGCUCAGCACAUAGUUAGAACAGUCUCUAUGGUGGGUGGGCAGGGAUUUCGAGGGCUCAGUACUCUCAGUGGAUGAGAACUGAGACUGCCUGAACUCAGAAUCUCAUCAUGAAAUGUGUGACCUUUGAAAACAGUAUCCUCUUAGAGAUGGACCAUUUAUCCUGCUUAAAAAAUAAGUUCUCUGCUCAUGGGUGAGUCUGUGUAAACCCUUGAUAGGAUGUUUGUGGGGUAUUCAGGAGGGACUAGUGAGCUGUGCUUGUCCUGAACUUUCUUAAGUAGUUUCAUGCAUACUAACUAACUCUGAGACAGAUGAGCUUGUGUCAGGAAAUAACCACAGGAGAAAAUCUAAUCUCAUAGUGAAAACGUACAAAUAGCAUUAAAUGAUUUUCAAUGCA